Eruca vesicaria subsp. sativa (arugula) is the source of this 841-nucleotide messenger RNA. NCBI's taxonomy places the organism in Eukaryota, Viridiplantae, Streptophyta, Magnoliopsida, Brassicales, Brassicaceae. The record is from the annotation of a GenBank genome assembly.
GACGCCGUCGUCCUCCUCCACGUCCAGCCGACGAGCGUCCUCUACGGCGCCGACUGGGGAGCCAUUGACUUGUCUCCGCAGUGGGAUCCUGAGAACGAAGAGUCUCAGAAGAAGCUAGAAGACGAUUUCGACGUCUUCACUAAUAAAAAGGCUAGCGACGUUGCUCAGCCUUUGGUGGAAGGAGAGAUUCCGUUUAAGAUACAUAUCGUGAAAGAUCACGAUAUGAAGGAGAGGCUGUGUUUGGAGGUUGAGAGGUUAGGGCUUAGUACGUUGAUCAUGGGGAGCAGAGGAUUUGGUGCGACGAAGAGGAGCAGUAAAGGGAGGUUAGGGAGUGUUAGUGAUUACUCUGUUCAUCAUUGUGCUUGUCCUGUGGUGGUUGUUAGGUUUCCUGAUGAUAAGGACGGAGAGGAUGAGAAAGGUGGUGUGAAUGGUGGUGAGAGUUUGGUGGAAAGUGAUAAGCUUCAUACGGUUCCUGAGGUUGCUGAGGAAGAGUAUCAUGAUGCUUCGGAUAAGCAGCAGCAGCAGCAACAAGCAGUAGGAGACCUCCCUAAGGAGACAUAGAAGGAGAAGAUAAGCGUUUAUGCUUGGUUUGUGUUGUUGAUCGGUGCUUGAUCUUCUGAUGUUUGGGAUGAUUUUCUGAUCUUUGAGUUGUAAGUAUGGUCUUGUGUCUGUGUUUUUGUUUUUGUUUUGAACUGUGUGGAAGUUCAGAGAUGAAUGGAUUCGGUGUCUUGUGUUUGUGUCCUUGAGAAGAAAAAAAACAGUUGAAAAGGAUUUAAAUGUUUCAAACGUAGCGGUUGAUUAAAUUCAGCUACACAAACAUAGCGUCUUUGACGGUUCCAAG